CCACCACACACAUCUCCACCAAACUUAGCAUCAGCUUUCACAGCUCAAGAAUGGCGAAUUCAGUAGUUGGAAGGAUCAAGUUGGGUUCCCAAGGCCUCCAAGUGUCGGCACAGGGCCUUGGAUGCAUGGGGAUGUCUGCUUUCUACGGUCCACCGAAGCCAGAACCCGACAUGAUUGCUCUCAUCCACCAUGCAAUAAACUCUGGUGUUACCCUUCUUGAUACCUCCGAUGUUUAUGGUCCCCACACCAAUGAAAUCCUUGUCGGAAAGGCACUCAAAGAUGGUUUUAGAAACAAGGUCGAACUGGCAACUAAGUUUGGUAUAGCUUUUAUCGAUGGGAAAAGUGAAAUCCGGGGUGACCCUGCUUAUGUGAGGGCGGCUUGUGAAGGUAGCUUGAAACGUCUUGGUGUUGAUUAUAUUGAUCUUUAUUAUCUGCAUCGGGUGGAUACCAGGGUCCCUAUUGAAGUCACGAUUGGAGAACUUAAGAAACUAGUUGAAGAAGGGAAAGUGAAGUACAUAGGUUUAUCUGAGGCGUCUGCAUCGACUAUUAGGAGGGCUCAUGCUGUUCAUCCAAUAACUGCUGUGCAAUUGGAGUGGUCAUUGUGGUCUAGAGAUGCGGAGGCAGAUAUUGUUCCUACUUGCAGGGAACUUGGGAUUGGGAUUGUUGCUUACAGUCCUUUGGGGAGAGGGUUCUUUUCAUAUGGGCCGAAAAUGGUGGAAACUUUGGGCGAGGGUGACUUCAGAAAGCAUAUGCCAAGGUUCCAAGGCGAAAAUCUCGAGCAUAACAAACGACUGUAUGAUCGUGUUAACGCGAUAGCAACAAAGAAAGGGUGCACCCCAUCACAGCUUGCAUUGGCCUGGGUUCAUCACCAAGGGAACGAUGUGUGUCCCAUUCCUGGAACCACCAAGGUCGAAAACUUCAACCAGAACAUCCAAGCUUUGUCCAUAAAAUUAACACCUGAAGAGAUGGUGGAGCUGGAAUCCAUUGCUUCAGCAGAUUCCGUGAAGGGAGACCGAUAUAGCGCAGCUAUCACAACCUACCGUGAGUCUGAUACUCCUCCCUUGUCUUCAUGGAAACCUACCACAUCGAUAUAACCUUCAGUACGAGUUAUGGAACUAAUGCAAGACCUUGGUAGUGUUUCCAUAAACAAUAAGUCUCUACUUUGUUUUGAGAGAACAAAUAUUCCGUUGGAUGUAAUAAGAGGUCUUUUGAUGAUAUAUGGCAAGCUUGGUUGUAGGUUUGUCGGCA
Molecule: messenger RNA, 1248 nt
Organism: Hibiscus syriacus
Lineage: Eukaryota; Viridiplantae; Streptophyta; Magnoliopsida; Malvales; Malvaceae
Product: probable aldo-keto reductase 2
Exons: 4
Coding region: 51-1094 (347 amino acids)
Cellular component (GO): cytoplasm
Source: RefSeq, a predicted model, not a curated record